UCCCCUGUCAGACCAAUAUACAGACAGCAUAAGGGUUGUCACAAGGACCUGUUGGGCUGUCAGCCCGAUAGACGAAUGCCAUGGAGCACAUGCAAGGUGAUGCUCCCGGGUGGUAGAGCAGGAAGAACAGGUCACGGUCCCAGGCCGGGCCCACCUGGUGGGAGGUUCAGACUCACUUCUUCAUUGUCUUCAUGCUGCGGGAGUGGAUCGAGACAAGCAGCCUGCAGACUGUCAUUAACCAACGGGUAGGCCUUGAUAUCAGGAUUAUUCUGAUCCAGCUUAAGCGCUCCAACAUCUUGAAGAUGGCCUUCACUCCGGAGCCGGGUGCCCCCGGGGAGACCUUUCUGCUCCGGUCCAUGAAGAUAGCGGCCGUGGUGUCCUCCUACUGGUUCAUCUCGAUCACUAUGGUGUUCCUCAACAACCACCUGCUGGAUAACAAAGACCUGGACGCCCCGCUGUUCAUCACCUUCUACCAGUGCCUGGUGACGGUGGGGCUGUGUCUGCUCCUGCAGCUCCUGUCCAGCAGAUGUCCGACUCUCAUCGACUUCCCUUCCUUCAAGUUCGACCUGAAGACCUCCCGGGAGGUGCUGCCGUUGUCUAUCGUUUUCAUAAGCAUGAUCACCUUCAACAACCUGUGUCUGAAGAACCUGGGAGUGGCCUUCUACACGGUGGGCCGGUCCCUUAGCACCGUGUUCAACGUGCUGCUGUCCUACCUCAUCCUGAAGCAGACCACCUCCGUCAGGGCCCUGCUGUGCUGCGGGGUCAUCCUGGGGGGCUUCUGGCUGGGGGUGGACCAGGAGGGUCUGGGGGGGUCUCUCUCCUGGACGGGGGUCUUCUUCGGGGUCCUGGCCAGCGCCUGCGUCUCUCUGAACGCCAUCUACACCAAGAAGGUGAUGGCCGCGGUGGAGGGCAACAUCUGGAAGCUGUCCUUCUACAACAACGUCAACGCCUGCGUGCUCUUCGUGCCGCUGGUGCUGGUGUUCGGCGAGCUGGGCCACCUGGCGCGCUUCAGCCGGCUGCUGGAGCCCUCCUUCUGGGCCAUGAUGACGCUGGGCGGCGUCUUCGGCUUCGCCAUCGGCUACGUCACAGGCCUGCAGAUCAAGUACACCAGCCCGCUGACCCACAACGUGUCGGGCACGGCAAAGGCCUGCGCCCAGACGCUGAUCGCCGUGGUGUACUACCACUCCUCCAAAGGCCUGCUGUGGUGGACCUCCAACCUCAUGGUGCUGGGGGGGUCCUCGGCCUACACCUGGGUGAAGAGCCUGGAGAUGAAGAAGGUGCAGCAGGUUCCCAAGGACGGGGACAAGGAGAAGCUGCUGCCCCUGGGAGGGGCCGAAAGCAGCAGCGCUGUGUAGAGGGGGCCGGGGCCUGGGGGGUCUGGAGGGGGUCCGGAGUGAGGGGGUCUACAUGGAGGAUCUAGAGAGGGGGCAUUAUUCAGACGUCGGGUUGGGAUCUGAAGGGUGGGGGUCUGAUGGGUGGGGGUCUGAUGGAUGGGGGUCUGAAGGGUGGGGGUCUGAAGGGUGGGGGUGUGACGGUGGGAGGUGGCGGAUGGGGGCGGCGGGUGUUGUAGGGUUGAGGUUUGGUUGACUCGGCGGGGUCGUUUCUGCCACAUACUGAUGGCGUUAUUAGCUUCAUUUUGUAAGCUAUGUGAACUCUUUUGUACCUUUUUUAUUUUCUUUCUCUUUUAGGACUGUAAUUUAUGGACAGAGAACCCUUCCUAUAAUCUAAACAUGUCUGCCGUUGCUUUAGAUAGAGGGGAUCACUGGCACUGAUUGAAGAACCUUGAUCAUUUGUGUUUCUAACGCCAUCGAUUGGAUAAACGGCCCGGCACUACUAUUGGUUUGAGGCUAGUGGGAUUAAGGACUGUAGGACGGUUAUCAUAAUUUGAAGAUUACUUUUGAAAACUGUCAUUGAUUUUUAAUAAAUUGGCAGCAUUAGUGUUGUCAUGGUAUCAACA
This is a messenger RNA of Gadus morhua (Atlantic cod), 1957 nucleotides long. RefSeq names its product solute carrier family 35 member C1 (gene slc35c1). Bases 192 to 1355 code for a protein of 387 amino acids. The transcript has 3 exons. Lineage: Eukaryota; Metazoa; Chordata; Actinopteri; Gadiformes; Gadidae. The record is from RefSeq and is a predicted model, not a curated record.